Molecule: messenger RNA, 4950 nt
Organism: Pyricularia pennisetigena
Lineage: Eukaryota; Fungi; Ascomycota; Sordariomycetes; Magnaporthales; Pyriculariaceae
Exons: 3
Coding region: 1-4950 (1649 amino acids)
Molecular function (GO): protein binding
Source: RefSeq, a predicted model, not a curated record
AUGGCGCCAGCACCACCGCCUCUACCGACGCGGUUCCCGUGCUGGUGCAGAGCUGUAUACUCGUGGGGAGGAGAGUCCAAACGUGACCUAGGGUUUAUCGAGGGUGAUUUGAUCGAAUGUCUGAACGCUGGCGAUGGUUCUUGGUGGACGGGGAGGCUACGAAGGGAUCGACGCAUGGUCGGCGUCUUUCCCUCCAACUUUGUCGAGCUUCUUCCAGAUGACUUCCGGCCCAUGAGCAGAUCCACGAGUCCGCUUCCCCAGAACAACACACCAAGUCCCAAAGAUACGCCCCAAAAGUCCAGGACAUUUCGAAAACCGUUCGAGGCCUAUGCAAAAGCGCCGCAUUACACGACAGCAAAGCAGCCCGAAACGUACAAGGAGAGCCCUACCCACUCACGCGAAGCUUCUGCCACUAGCAUCGCAGCCAGAGCUCCCAGUCCUGCGCCGCCUAGAGCUCACCAACAAAAUUCUUAUCGUGCCGUCAGCCCAGCGCCGGCCCACAGAUAUGACGAUAUGAGGAGAGCCGCGAGCCCUGCCCCAUCACAUCGAUACAAUGACAUGAGGAGGGCCGCGAGCCCUGCGCCCGCACAAAGAUAUAACGACAUGAGGAGAGCUGCGAGCCCUGCGCCAUUACAGAGAUACGAGGAAAUGAGGAGGGCCGUGAGCCCUGGCGGUUUUGAUGCUUUCGGAUCAAGAGCACCCUCUCCGGCGCCAUCAGAAAUCGCUUACAAGCCUUAUCGGCCAUCGGUGGGCAGCUUCGAUUCCGCGCAACAACUCAACCUGCAGGAUGGCCCCGAGUCUCCGCCCCCGCCAGCACCUCCCCCUCACCGACAUGUGCCACGGCACAACUCAAACAUGUCGUACGAUAGCCGGAAUGGUGCAGGUCUAGAAAGGCAUGGCUCGAACCUCAGCUACGAUAACCGACAAGCGGGCCUCAGCAGACACGGCUCAAACGUACAGUACGACCAUCAGCAGCCGGAGAUCGACGGGAGCAGGCAUGGCUCGAAUGUUCCAUAUGGUCUGCGUACGACUGGUUACCAUACCCCUAGGGCUCCGUCUCCAUGUCCUCCAUCACCAGGUCUGGGACGUGGCGGGAUGACGCCCUCCCCUCUUCGGGAAGCUAUGGACGGCGUUAUGGAACAACUGGGUGCUCUCGGCCUACCUCCUCAAGAUCCAUCACCAGAGCCCACUCCCUUCGACCCCUGGUCCCCCGAGUCCUUCGAUAUGGUUCACCAACAGUCGAGAAGACGCAACCACAAAAAGGAACAGUUGCGGCCCCAGACUUCUAUGGGGAUCGCGAGAGCCGACUCCGGGUAUGAGACCUAUAGCGGAGGCUCAUCACAGGGAGGCAGUCAAGAGAACACUCUUCAUGAUAUGGGUCAUGACCCGGACGAACUUGGACUUCCACAGCUGAGCAACUAUGUUGAAAGGAUGGAGACACGGCUGAGAAGCAUGCACAACCAGAGUUCUAGUCGAGUUGACGACGAGGUGGCUCCACCACCUCCGCCCAAGUCCCAGGCUUACGACCGACCAAAGUCAUCUAUGGGAGGCAGCAUCCAUGGGUCUUCAAGCCAAGCUGGAAGUCAGCCCAAGCUCCGACAUAGGAAGUCGGCGUAUGACGUCGGCAGACAAGUACUGGGACGGACAUUUACCACCAAGACGAAUUCGACCAGCACAUCCUCAGGAAACCAGAGCACAACGACACAAAGUACAAGCCACAGCUUGAUGAGCGGGGUGUCUGCUGGAGGCAUAAGCGCUACCAGUGCGGGAAGCUUGGCACGAAAAAAUCAGCACCGAAGAGCUCAAAGUGCUAUGAGCAUGCGCGAGCCGGAGUUGGAUCGGCCAGAAACCCCCUUCACCGGCGUGACUUACCACAGCAGCCAUGCAUCCGAUGCCCAGGUGGCAAGGCCCAAGUCACAAGUCGCAUAUCACAACGACGACCCAAUGGCAAACAUCGGCGGCCUGGGAGGAUUGACGACACCCAAGACAAAAAAGUCCAACUUUUUCAGGAAAAUAUUGGAAUCCGCCAAGACUGGAGUCGCAAGCACUCGAGGCAGCAUCGCAACGGCGGGUGCAGGGUCCAUGAAUACGCCACGAGGCCGCUCAACGCCCAACGGGUUUGGGGGGAUCGCAGGGGGACUGGCCGGACCCGGCGCUAAGGGAGAUGCUGCAAGGGAAAUGGGCCUUGGAGCAGGCGUCGACUGGGUACAGAUCCGUCGAGAUGUGAACCGAUCGAACACGCUGAGCCGCAACGAAAGAAGCGAGCGACGUGAGCGCUGCCAGAUGAUGGACUACCCAGCUUUGGAUCCCGUGGACGAGCUUUACGGCAGCAUAGAUGGGGACGAGGGCGCAGACGGUAUGCCUGUGGCGGAACCAAUGGACUAUGCGGCCAUCAACUUGAGCCAGGUGGACAAGAAUUCGCGCUUCAUCAGCGGCCUACCCCCGACCACAACCUCGAUAACCUUGGCGACAACCUAUGUUUGUAGGCCAUAUCGUAGCGACGUGCAGCGGCUGCGGGCCAUCUUUACUUGGGUAUCCGAGAAGAUCUGCUGGGAGGAAGAUUUCGAAGGCCAGAUCGAUACCAGGCGAUCGAUAGCAAGCAAGCGUGGCUGUGCCGAGGAAUACGCCGUGCUAGUAUACGAGAUGUGCGCAGCAGUCGGGAUACACUGCGAGGUCGUCCGUGGCUACCUCAAAUCCCCUGGCGAGGUACCCGAGAUGGGACUGAUGCCACGGUCAAACCAUUGGUGGAACGCAGUCCUUGUGGACAAUGAGUGGCGAAUGAUAGAUGCUUGCCUGGCCAGUCCUUCAAAUCCUCAACGAGGCCUGUACUCCAGCGCAGGCAGUGGUGUUGCAGAUCCCUGGUGGUUUUUGACACGACCCACCGAGAUCUGCUGGACGCAUAUUCCGGAACACCACGGACAGCAGCACAUAUGCCCGCCUGUGGCUCACGAGAUCCUCCUCAACCUGCCAUGCGCCUCUCCGCCAUACUUUCGAAACGGUCUGCAUCUAGUGGACUACAACACAUCGUUGACACGGAUCGAGGAUCUCGAGAUGGUGCAUGUCAAGUUCACCGUGCCAGAGGAUGUAGAGGUGGCCGCUGAGGUUGAGGUGCGGGCCUUCUCGAGGGACGCUGACGGCGACUUUUUCGAGUCCGGAGACGUGGUGAAGAAGCGGGCUCUGGCGCAGGCUGACUGGGUUGGCGGAGCGAAACGAUACACGGUCAAGGCGCUGUUGCCCGGCGAUGAGGGCACCGGAGUUCUCAAGGUGUACGCAGGAAAGAGGGGCCUGAUGCACAGCAUCAAAGACAUACCGCAUCCGGUGGCGUUUGCGGUGCCAAUAAUGCAUACCGGGGAGAACCCUCCGUACGAGUUUGUUACGCGGCACCCGACGCCGCAUGCGCAGAGGCACGACAUAUAUGUUGUGCAGCCCCAGUGCCAGCGGCUGGCGCUGAACAACACGUUUGUGUUUGCGAUACGACAACACCCCAGCUCGUUGGGGACGGGGUCCGCGAUGACGCCAUCCUCUAACCCAGGGGGCGCAUCGCCAAUACCGUUUGCAAGACCGGGCUCGGCGAUGAGCAUGACCAGCUCUAGCGCAGCAGGAUCCAUGCCCAGUUCGGCAUCAACCAACGGAUCUGGGGUGGUGAGCGGGAAGAAGCCGGCCAAGUUGGCGAUCCAGACGCCAGGCGGCAAAAUCCUUAGGCUCAUGAGAAAGGAAGAGCGAAGAAACGGGGCAGUGGGCGUCGGCGGCAGGACUGCCGGGUCUGACGAGGACGUGAGUGACGGCGGUACAUGGGAAACGAUUAUAAAGUGCAGUGAAAAGGGUGUUUGGCGUGGGCUUGUCCUGGCAGAUAGGACAGCGAGAUGGCAGCGCCUCCACAGCGGCCCGAGUUUUGUGACCAACUUCAUCAGAACCCAGCUGAAAACGCUGCCGGAGCCGAAAUCUGACUUCACCGGCAAGACCGUGAUCGUGACAGGCGGCAACAGCGGGCUGGGCCGGGAGGCGGCGCGGUAUUUUGCCCGGCUGGGUGCGGCCAAGGUGAUACUGGCAUGCCGCGACACGGCCAAGGGCGAGGUGGCGCGGGCCGACAUUGAGGUGUCGACGCGCAGCAGCCGGCCGCCCAGCGCGGCGGGCGUGCGCCUGGCCGUCGAGGUGUGGCAGGUCGACAUGUCGAGCGGGUCUAGCGUGCGCGACUUUUGCGCCCGGGUCGAGCGCGAGCUGCCGAGGCUCGACUCGCUCGUUCUCAAUGCCGGCGUCGCCAUCGGCGCCUUUGUCGAGUGCGAGGGCGGCUGGGAGAGCAGCGUCGCCAUCAACGUCAUCGGCACCUUCCUCAUGGCCGUGCUGUGUCUCCCACUCAUGCGCCGCACCGCCGCCCAGCACAAUGUCGAGCCGACCAUUGCCGUCGUGGCCUCGGACGCGCACGUCUUUGCCAGCUUUGCCGAGAGGAAGCGCCAGGGCCCCAUCUUUGACGCCUUUAAGAGCGCCGCCGACAUGAACGAGGACCGCUACAACGUGACCAAGCUGCUCGACAUCCUGCUCGCCAGGGAGCUGGCCGCCAGGCUGGGCCCGGACAGCCCCGUCGUCGUCAACUCGCUAAACCCGGGCCUGUGCCAGUCCGAGCUGUUCCGCCACUGCCCCUUCCCGCUCAGCGCCCUACUGCGCCUCGGCCUGCUGAUCCUGGGCCGCAAGACCGAGGUCGGCGCCAGAACGCUGGUGGCGGCGGCGGCGGCCGGGCGCGAGACCCACGGAAAGUACAUGGACUCGUGCGAGCUCGCCAACGAGAGCGUGUUUGUCCGGAGCGAUGAGGGUCGCGCCGCCGGAGUGAGGGUAUUUGACGAGUUGAUGGCCAUCAUGGAGGGUUUCGCCCCCGGGGUGAGGGAGAACUUGAAGGCGUCCACCACGACGUCGAUGGCGACGGCACCGGCUAAUACAGCGCAGGCUUCCUCUUGA